CAGCAGGCGACCCGGAAGGUUUGAAGUCCGACUGAGAGCAGGCAGAAAGAAGAGUCUAAUCCUUUAUAAAACAUUUCUUCCCUCGCUGGUUCAGGAUGGCUGAACCUCGCUUUAACAAUCCUUAUUUUUGGCCUCCGCCUCCUACUAUGCCCGGCCAGCUGGAUAACCUAGUCUUGAUCAAUAAAAUCAAGGAGCAGCUGAUGGCAGAGAAAAUCAGACCGACGCAUCUGCCCACUGCCUCAGCCCCUUCCCAACAGCCAUUGCUGCCUCCCUCCAUCCAGGUGGAUGGCAGCCAGCACGGGAUGUCCAAAGCUCAGCAGAUGCCAGUUCUCCACAGCCAUAGCCCGUCUCAGCCUGAUAUUGCCCUGCACGCCCGCCCCGCCUCCAGCUCAAUGACGGGUCGUAUUCUGGGAGAUGUAAACUUGAAUCUGGACGAUAAGGCAGCUAUAAAAGCCAGAGGAUUAUGGGAAGACUGGCAUCUGCGCCAACUUAUUGAUCCCUCCAGGACAAACCAUGUCUCAGGCAUGUCUUUGUCAUUACUUUUGAACCAAUCAGGUGUGGCGCUGGCCUCCAGAACAGGCAACCUCAACACCUCAGAGAUAAUUACCCCAACCACCCCCACCUCGAGCAACCACACACGGCUGGGUGGAGCCCCAAUGCCUCACCUCAUCUCGGGCUUGGCCUGUAGCCAUGGAAUUGAGCCUGGAAAGAACAAUGGUGGCCUUGUAGGACUCCUCGGCCCUCCUCCAAAGGAAGAACGAGGGCGAAAGAGAAUUAAAGCAGAGAAUGGGUCGUCACUUUUGGUAGUGCCCUACCCAAUCCUAGCCUCGGGGAACGACGAGUCAUGUGUCAGUACAGGGCCUGCCAAACAGGGAAAAACAUACAGGUGUAAAAUGUGUCCGUUGACCUUCUUCUCCAAGUCAGACAUGCAGAUCCACUCCAAAACGCACACAGAGGCCAAGGCUCACAAGUGUCCUCACUGCACCAAGUCAUUUGCAAACGCUUCGUACCUGGCCCAGCACCUGCGCAUACACCUGGGGGUCAAGCCCUACCGCUGCUCCUACUGCGAGAAAUGUUUCCGCCAGCUCUCCCAUCUGCAGCAACACACCAGAAUCCAUACAGGUGAUCGACCGUACAAAUGCUCCCAUCCAGGGUGUGAAAAGGCUUUUACUCAGCUAUCUAAUCUGCAGUCUCACCAGAGGCAGCACAACAAAGACAAGCCUUUCAAAUGUUCCAACUGUUACCGUGCUUAUUCAGACUCUGCCUCGCUGCAGAUCCACCUGUCUGCACACGCAAUAAAAAAUGCCAAGGCCUACUGCUGCAGCAUGUGCGGCAGGGCGUACACGUCGGAGACGUAUCUUAUUAAACACAUGUCCAAGCACACAAUGGUGGAUCAUGUGGUGUCCCAUCACUCCCCGCAGCACAGGACAGAGUCUCCCGCCAUCCCUAUACGGAUCUCCCUCAUCUGAGCUCCUCACCCAUUUCCUGCCAUCCAAUCAGAUCCUGUGAUAUCCUCUGAUAGACUUCAAACCCUAAAAUGGGUUGCAAAAAUGUGCCAGAUUGUAUGAGUAUAUUGUGAAAAGGUGCUCUUUUAAUGAGUAUUUCCUCCUUUCCUUUUUAGCUGACCAGAUAGUAUUAUCGGGAACAUCCAAAGAUGACUUCUCAGCACUUUCAGGCCUGAAAAUGACAGGCCAAAAAACGUCUUUUUCUAUGUGACUUCAGAGUAAAAAGGAAAAAUAAGUAUUGCUCCUGGCAGCUAAAGUACAUGGAAACAUUUUUUUUGUGUUAUAACAAAAUAACAUUGUCUCUUUUUAUAUGGUCCAUUACUUUUUGUCAUCAAAAAAAGUCUUCCGUUAGCUGAGUGGCCAAGUGAUCAUAAAGGUGAAGCUUAUAUAACGUGUAUUCAUGUAAACUGUGCCACUCUUUGUCAGUGUUUUCAAUGCUUCACCAACACGUGGCCAUCAUGCACUUAACAUAAAAAGUAAUGUUUUAACCCUAUUGUUAAGAUUGCCCUGACCAGGAUGUGUACCUCAUAUUUAGAUAAAUGGAUGUAUUUUGUUUUAAAUAUAUUUUGUAAUGUUAUGAAAAUCAGUUCUCAAGUUAAAAUUGGUACAUUUUAAGAGAUCCUAAGGGAUCCUAAAAUACAAAAGUUGUCAAAAAAAAAACACAAACGCAAACCGCACAAAAAUGUAAAGUGUGAUUGACACAUUGAAUGUGAGAGCUCCUGCUUUCUGCUAGCACAGAAGGACAAAUACAAGUAUGUUUUUGUAGCCGUCAAAAAAAUAUUUUUUACAUUUGUGCCAAACUAACCAAACUAUUUAUCAUUUUUGUUUAACUAUUAAAUUGAUACAUGCAAUCGGUGCUUUUUUGUCCACUUCGGUUGUACAAAUGUAUAAAUGAAGUGACCAAACUAAAAUGUUUCCCGUCUCUGCUGCUGACAGAUGUCUUUCUGUCCUGGAAAACAUUGAUGAUGACGUUUCUUUUUGGUUUUCAGCUAUAAUGUAUAACGGAAGCACUUCUUUUGCCAUUGUUUUACAAAUGUCACCUUUGCCAUUUUAUAUACAUUUAAGCCUUAACUUUGUUACAACUCUAGGGUCCACGCUGUUGUUCUAUUGCUUUCAUUUGCCUUUUAUUUCAUGGCAUGAUAUAUACUGUAAAUAAACUAUAGUACCUGUCAACCUGUUUUCUAAUAAAUAAUUCUAUAAUUACAA
Molecule: messenger RNA, 2711 nt
Organism: Eleginops maclovinus (Patagonian blennie)
Lineage: Eukaryota; Metazoa; Chordata; Actinopteri; Perciformes; Eleginopidae
Gene: znf362a
Product: zinc finger protein 362a
Exons: 9
Coding region: 96-1469 (457 amino acids)
Biological process (GO): regulation of transcription by RNA polymerase II
Cellular component (GO): nucleoplasm
Molecular function (GO): DNA-binding transcription repressor activity, RNA polymerase II-specific; RNA polymerase II cis-regulatory region sequence-specific DNA binding
Source: RefSeq, a predicted model, not a curated record